CUCGCUCAAUCACAAUGGAAUGUCGCUCUUCUUGGCGACAAUUCCAGCGGGUGUUCAGCUCUAUCAUGGAACUUCAAACCCGGAACCAGUGAGGGGCAUGGAAUGGCUGGCAUUCGAACCUGAACACGCUUUGAUAUUUGCAAGACCGAGAAGACCGCCAGGAGGGCGGCCACCUAAGAAGGGAAAUCCACCCAAUAAUCCAGGUGCACCACCUCUUCCGCUCCCUGAAGUAUGGGAUAGUAGUGCAGAACAUGACCCCCAUGAGCUCCAGAACUGGUCGAAGGGUCAUCCACCACCACCACCUCUGGACCGUCAUCACAAAGGACCACCUUCGCCUCCUCCAGGACAGCCUCAUAGAGGAUCGCCACCUCCCCAUCCUCAUGGACCACCGCCGCCGUUCCCUCCGCACGAAGGCCCUCCACCUCCUCCUGGCUCACCACCUCCUCCUGGCUCACUAACCCCCUCCUACGACCGCCAACACCCAUUUCUCAUCCCUAACUCCAAACAAUUCCAAGGGGAAGAACCCUCCAAACCGGGCUAUCUCCACACCUACGCCUCAACGCACCCACUCCACCUCCUUUACAUAGACGGGAUGUCAGCCGGCAAAACCUCCAACGGCACCCUCGACACCCAAGACUACCUCCUCGUCAAUCUCUCUGCUCCUGAGCGCGGUGGAAUGUGGCAAGAACUCGAGCGUGCCCACGUUCUCUGCAAUCUAUCCGCUACUGUGUGGGACAACAAAAUUGAUGGGGUGUUGAGAAUGGAGGGAGGGUUCGAAAUUAUUCUUUGUGAGUUUGGGCGGCAUUUGCAAGUUAAGGGUAUUAUGCCUGUAGUCGAGCCUGGAAAUGGAGGUGGGGGACACGGCACCGGGGAAGGCGGAAUGCUAGGGGGCUGGCGGUAUAUCAAGGCGAUUACAGAUCGGUAUCAUGGGAUUGGCGGGUCGAGGGUGAGUCUGGAUUUCGAGAAUUUUGUUACCGUUUUUGAGGACGAAGGGUUGGAGUUGUGGAAGAAUGAUGUUGUGAGUGAUGUCCCCAUGCCAAGACUCCAAAACGUUGGGGAUGAGGAUUUGGUCAGGAUACGAGAUCGCGUUACUGCGAUGAUAUUGAAUAGCGAAAGAGAAGGCGAGGGCAAGGAAGUCGUCCGGGUCAACUGGCAAGAAGUCACGGAUAUGAUUGUCCAGCGCUAUAGCACGCCCCUCCACUACCUCAGCAAUACAACCUCUCCCAUCCGGACCUCGAAAGAAGAAUACGCGACAUACCUCUCGACUCUCCUCCAACCCUUCAUCGACUAUACAUCCCGCAACACAAGCCUCGAAACUCAGCGCUGUAUCUCGCAAUUCCUGCACACUGUCCCUAGUAGCACCUCGCUCGCCUCCCGCGCCGUCCAAUCCAUCAUGCGCCGCAUCUGCAGCACACUCCUCACUUCCCUUGAUAUUACCACGCUAUCCCUAUCCCGCUCCCUCAGCCGCACCAGCCCACCCCCAACACAUGCACUCUCGGUCAUUGACUCCCUGGUCUGGUAUCUCCAAUGGACGACCUGGAAGCAAUGUCCCUCGUGCACAGACGAGGAGAUCUGCAUCAUCCCUAUCUGGCCACUGGGCACACUCGAGGAUCAUCGUGAGCCCAAGUGUCUCGGGGAGAGCGAUGUUAUGGGAAGGUAUGGGUACUGGGGGAUGAGGAUUGGGAGACCGCCUCCAGGGGAACAUGAGGGUGGCGACGAGGCAGGAGCAACGUAGCUGUUCAGGGGUGGGGGAUGAGAACCGUAGUAUUGGGAGAGGAGGAUUGGGUUGGAGUGUUUGGAGAUGCCGUGGAAAGGACCAGGAGUGGGUGAGCUUCAUAAGUGGGCGGCUGCAGAUUGUUCACAGGUAGCGUUAGAGUGUUGUGACUGGAUGACUGGCUAUUUUCUUCUGA
Lindgomyces ingoldianus is the source of this 1910-nucleotide messenger RNA. RefSeq lists its product as uncharacterized. The coding region runs from base 20 to 1735 and encodes 571 amino acids. The transcript has a single exon. NCBI's taxonomy places the organism in Eukaryota, Fungi, Ascomycota, Dothideomycetes, Pleosporales, Lindgomycetaceae. The record is from RefSeq and is a predicted model, not a curated record.